AUGAGGCAGCUGCCCAUUGCGAUACUUCAAGACGCAAACGUCGAAGCAGCCGUAGCACCAUUCAUCAAAGGUGCCAAGGUCUUAGACCUAGCUUGUGGGACGGGUUACUACUCCAAGAAAUUUCUCAAAUGGGGUGCGAAGCAGGUUGUUGGUGUUGACAUCUCGAAGGGAAUGGUAGGUGCUGCGAAGGCCACGUCAGCCACUCUGGAUGGAUUGAGUUUCCACGUUGCAGAUUGCUCCGUUCCAAUACGGUACGAAGACGGGCCAUUCGACGUGGUGUUUGGAGCCUGGCUGUUGAACUAUGCAUCUAAUGGCACGGAAAUGGCACACAUGUUUCACAACGCUUCGGUGAAUUUGAAGGGGAGCGGACACUUCAUUGGCGUCACGCCGCCUCCCACGAAUGACCCACGAGGACAUGUUGAGACGGCAUUGGCGGCUCGACCAGCACAGUAUGGUGACGUUGUCGUGACUAUUAUAAAGGACGUUGAAGAAGGGGUCGCCACGCAUUUGGAUGCAACGAUGAAAACGGGCAAGGUUGAGUUCGAUGCGUACCAUUUAAUCAAGAACGUGUACGAGAGCUUCGCGUUAGAGGGCAGGCUGGUGGGCGCUUUGACUUGGCGGCCGGUGGAUAGCCCGGAUAUUCAUAGCGAUGUUCUGGAAAGCCUCCGCAGUUCCUCUUGGGGUAAUUAUCUGACGGUACCACAUUUCAGCGUGCUAGUCGUUGCAAAGGCGUAA
Molecule: messenger RNA, 735 nt
Organism: Letharia lupina
Lineage: Eukaryota; Fungi; Ascomycota; Lecanoromycetes; Lecanorales; Parmeliaceae
Exons: 1
Coding region: 1-735 (244 amino acids)
Source: RefSeq, a predicted model, not a curated record